UGUCAGCUAUACACUGGAUGUUUUGCAGCUGUGUUGUGAUCGGUGGUCGUUUUUUUCUUAAUUCAUGAUGUUGGUGGGCAUGGAAGACUUUAAGGAGACCCAGCUGGCUCACUACAAGUCUCCAUUCAGCAUCAAUAGUAUUUUACAAGAGACUGCAGACCGGGAUAGUCCUUUGGUGAGAGCUGAAGGGAACGGGCACCUGACCCCAGAUGAGGACUGUGACGGGGGUCUGAAGGGGGAUUCAGGAGAGACCAGUCCAACUUUGAGAAAGGACCAAAAAGAGGACGGGAAAGGAAAUAGCUGCAAAGAAGCUGAAAAAAAGAAAGAAAACACGGAGAAGCCUCCGUUCAGCUACAAUGCCCUUAUCAUGAUGGCUAUUCGACAGAGCCCGGAGAAAAGGCUCACCCUCAAUGGCAUCUACGAGUUCAUUAUGCACCACUUCCCCUACUACAAGGAAAACAAGCAAGGUUGGCAGAAUUCAAUUAGGCAUAACCUCAGUCUCAACAAGUGUUUUGUUAAAGUUCCUCGUCACUAUGACGACCCGGGCAAAGGCAAUUACUGGAUGCUGGACCCUUCCAGUGACGACGUAUUCAUUGGGGGCACCACUGGCAAGCUCAGAAGGAGGUCCAACACUUCCCGUGCCAAGCUAGCUUUCAAACGAGCUACAGGUGGAGCUAAUACCAGGCUGGCGUUUGCAGGGUCACUGUACUGGCCUAUGGCUCCUGCCCUCCUGUCCUUGCAUCAACCACUCCACCACCAUACUACCCCAUCCUUGCAGGGCUACACGGCCUCCUCUUCCUCUUCUGCACCGCCAGCAGCUUAUCUGAAUCCCCCCGCCUCUUACACAUCAGUAUUCUCACAGACUUCUCACCAGCUCAAUCCUGCUGGUGUAGACCGACUUUUAGCUACAGACGGAGCUUAUGGCAACCACCAUCAUCACCACCAUCUUACAGCAGCUGCCUUCGCCUCUUCGAUGCCCUGUGGCUUAUCGCUGCCCUGUAGCUCAUUUAAUCUGCUAACAGCAGGGCAGGCAAGUUACUUUUUUGCACAAGGACCUCAGCACCACUCAGUGACUACAGCACAGACAGCUGCUGCUCUCCAUUCUUUCCAUGGACCUCCAAAGGGCAAUGGCGAUCUCCUUGUUAGACCUUCAUCAACAUCUUUUCGCGCAGGACUUUCUCCAGAUUUCUCCAGCUACUUUGUAUCUCCUAGCCAUGGUUCCUCGUUUAGCCCUGCCCUCCCAUAAAUCAUCUAAGGAUUAUGUCUUGCUUCAAGGAGCCCAUUUUGACAAUUAAAUUAUAUGCUUUGGGGUUUGAUUUUAUUUUAUUUUUUGCCAUGUAAAUUAUUGAGAAAAACUAUUGAGAAAAGUGUUCUCGUCUUAAGGAGGACAUGCUUUGCCUGAAUGGGGUUGUUAUAUUUUCUCCUGGAGCUAUGUGGUACUUUUGCACGCUGGUAAAUACGAGUAAAUUAUAACUCAAAAAGCUCUUUUCAUCGCAACAUUAGCAAACAGUCUUGUUAUUAUUUCGCUUCUUAAUUUAACUGUCUCUCAGUAGUUACCACAGUUCAGUAGGCUAUACCUGGAUGUGUUGUUUCAUAUGGAAUUGUGCUGUUUGUUUCUAAUUUAUCACCUAUUUAUUGCAGAGGUUAGAUAAUGCAGGUUGUCUCUCUGGUCCACAGUAAAUCACAUACGAAUGAUGUGAUACAUGUAUCAGUUUUCUAGUUAGCUUUUGCCCCAUGCAAGCAAGCUAAACUAUUUAUCAGUAUUUUUAGAAACAGUCGUUUUCAAAGAACUCUUAAUAUGAGAAUGCUGAUUAUUAUGCACUUUUUAAACUAAGUAGGAAUACUAUUAGUGAGCUACAUUAAAACUUCGUAAUUCACGCUGCGUUUACACAUGGUUGCAGAUGGUGCUUGUGCGUUUUUGUACUGACUUUAUACAGUAACUGAAUACACACACACACACACACAC
Messenger RNA from Protopterus annectens (West African lungfish), 1966 nucleotides. RefSeq names its product forkhead box protein G1-like. The transcript has a single exon. Gene Ontology annotation, biological process: regulation of transcription by RNA polymerase II. NCBI's taxonomy places the organism in Eukaryota, Metazoa, Chordata, Ceratodontiformes, Protopteridae. The record is from RefSeq and is a predicted model, not a curated record. Gene Ontology annotation, cellular component: nucleus. The coding region runs from base 65 to 1246 and encodes 393 amino acids. Gene Ontology annotation, molecular function: DNA-binding transcription factor activity; sequence-specific double-stranded DNA binding.